Molecule: messenger RNA, 2482 nt
Organism: Leptopilina boulardi
Lineage: Eukaryota; Metazoa; Arthropoda; Insecta; Hymenoptera; Figitidae
Exons: 2
Coding region: 1529-2362 (277 amino acids)
Source: RefSeq, a predicted model, not a curated record
CUCGCAUCGAAAUGACGAAAAUUGUCGCGUAUCUAAUUUUUGUAGUGUUUUAUUUUUUAAUCUUUAACGAUAAUUUAAAAAUGGAUUCUAACAUUGACUAGUUGCAAUGUAGUAUUAUUUUGAAUAUUCAGAUUUAUACGAUGUCUGACAAUAUCGAGCAACCGCCGACAAAAAAGAAGAAAACAAAUGAUUUAAGGUGCUGUAAAUGUAAUUUUUUACUUCGUAGAACAGCGAUAUCUAAAGCAAAACAUUUCAGUUCACGACAAGAAGCUGCCAACUUCUCUAAAAAUUAUAACUGUCAUGUAGAGGCGGAUGACGCUCUUUGUCAGUCGUUUUAUAGUGGUUAAGGACGUGGAAAAAGUAAACAAAAUAAAUUGGAAUCAGAGCAGAUGGAAAUAGCAAGCACUUCUAACGUUUUUAGUUUAAUCAGUGGAGAAGAUGAUCAUAAAAAUACUUCAGAAAUUUUUUCAAAUUCUUCUUUCACGGAAGCUGCACAGGAUCUUUUAAAAACUAGAAAUUAGAACGUUGAUACUUUAUCGUCAAAAACCCAGUCAUUAAUUACACCUGAAAGUCAGACCAGUGAAAUUGUAUCUACAAGCAGCCAGUCGACUGGCACACCUUAUAUUCAGUAUUCUGAAUAUACUAUUUCUGAUCAGAUUCAUAAAACAGACGAGACUUUGGUUUUACCAAUUAAUAGAGUGUGCGCUACGAAGGCCUGCUGUUUCAUUUGUAAAAAAACGGAAGGUAUCAUCGACGUGCCAUUUGAAGCUCGUCUGCAAGUUUUUGAAAAAAUGAAUUUAUUCAUUCCUAAACGAAAUCGAUGUUGUUCUGAACACAUUAUUAAGAAGAGAUUUUAUGAGGAAGAAUUUUCGAAUAUGUUAGUCGUUUCCACAGAGUCCGAAAUCGAUGUUGACGAAUUUAAAAAAUUCAUAAACCAAUUAUCAAAUAAAGUAGAUGCUCGAUUCCACCAUAAAAUUGGUGAAUACGCAAUAUCUGAAGAACGUUUGAAGGUUCUUACUGGUCACACUUGGGACGAUGUAUCCGUGCUUCAAAAUAUGUUAAAAGGACAUAUGAGAACGUCAUCUAAUCGAAAUAUUAUGCAAGCAAUUGUAAUUUUUCUAUUUAAACUACGAUCUGGAAAUUCCGACGCUUUAAUUGCUGUUAUUUUAGAUAUACAGGAAGAAAUUGUACGCGAUUCUAUACAUUCUGCCCUAAAAUGUUUUCGAGAACACGUGCUCCCAAAAUAUUUUGGAGUUGAUGCCAAAACCAGAGAAUUUUAUUUGAGUCAGACUGUCGAAGUCGUGAAAAUGUUGCACGAUUUAGACGACGAUUUAUUGGUGUGUAUUUGUGACGGUACAUAUUUAAGACAUCAGAAAAGUUCAAACAACAUUUAUCAAAGGCUCUCGUACUCCGGGCAAAAAAAUGUCCGUUGUGUAAGCCGUUUACAAUCUGUACUACAAAUGGUUUUGUAAUUGAACUUCGAAGUCCUUUUGAAGGUAACCUUAACGACGCUAAAAUUCUAGAACACAUGUUGAACGAUCCUCAUGGAAUUUCAACCAUCUUGAAAAAAGGUGACAUUUUCGUAUUGGACAGAGGAUUCAGAGAUGUAGUGUCGAAAUUGGAAGAAAGAGGUUAUAAAGUAUUAAUGCCUGCUUUGAAAGGCAAUCGCAAUCAAUUGACAACGGAAGAAUCCAAUUUUUUACGAUUUGUGACAAAAAUUCUUUGGGUAGUAGAGGUUGUGCAUGGCAUAAUUGCACAAAAGUAUAAGCUCCUUCACCAUCAAUUCAAUAAUCGGUUGUUACCAGAUGCCGGCACUUAUUGCAAAGUAGCUAAUCUUCUUUAUAAUUUAUUUGGAAAACGCCUUAAUUGCGAUUCGGAAAAAUUAAGCGAUAUAAUUGCGAGAAUGAAAUCGAACAGAAACACAACUAACAGCUUGGCCGAGAAAGUUUAUAAUGAAAAUUUGAAUAGAAAAUCUGUCUCGUUUCAAGUGCUAUCUUCACGAGAUUUAUUAGAUUUUCCAGAGAUAACAACUGAUGAUUUAAAGAUUUAUUUUGGUAGAUCUUAUCAAUUGUCACAAGCAAUUUCAUAUUUAGGAGAAAUGGUUGAAGAAGAUAACUCGCUGAAAUUGAGUUUUUUGAAAGACGAACCUGAAAUAGUUAAAUUCGAAGUAAAAUCGCGUCAUAUGAACAGAAAAACUUAUAAGUGUUACAUCAAAUAUAAUGCUAAUGAGAUCGGGAUUGAUGCUAUAAAAGGUCAUUGUUGCAACUGCGCCAAUGGUUUAAGAACAGUUGGAUGUUGUUCUCACGUCGCACGCUCUGAUUUAUCAUUUAUCAUAUGGACGAUUUUUGUCGAAAGUUUUUAGACCAGCUGAAGUGCUAACUAAUCUCCUUGACAUCGAUAACGUCUGCCCAAAAAUAAACGAUGAUAGCGAUGAAGAUUAGAAACGGUAACAGAGAUUUAGUGUCAUUACUCUACUGCGAUA